This is a messenger RNA of Ostrinia furnacalis (Asian corn borer), 1798 nucleotides long. It is a transcript of the gene UGP, whose product is annotated as UDP-glucose pyrophosphorylase. Bases 162 to 1703 code for a protein of 513 amino acids. Gene Ontology annotation, biological process: UDP-alpha-D-glucose metabolic process. The transcript has 6 exons. Gene Ontology annotation, molecular function: UTP:glucose-1-phosphate uridylyltransferase activity. Lineage: Eukaryota; Metazoa; Arthropoda; Insecta; Lepidoptera; Crambidae. The record is from RefSeq and is a predicted model, not a curated record.
GCGACAUCGCACGGGGAUAUGCUCACGCGCACCUAUCAUUUUUUUACGAAUAUAUCGCACAAAUCGAUAUUAUCUACAUUUACCUUGUGAAAUAGGUUAUUUUUCUUUAUAGUGAUUGUAAUUAAUUAAUCUUUGUAGUGAUUCUGUGCAUGUGAUUAACUAUGGCACGUGAAAACGACAUUUUGAAGUCUUGGAUCCGCAGUCACCAGCGGACGCCGUCAGGCUCGCGCGACUUCAAGGAGGCGACCAAGCGGGAUGCCCUCGCCAGGGUGGAGGUGGAACUGGAGAGGCUGGUCAGCACUCUCCCUGACAACAGGAAGACCCUGGUGGAGAAGGAGUUCCGAGGGUUCAAGAACUUGUUCAGCAGGUUCUUGGCUGAACAGGGCCCAUCAGUAACAUGGGAAAAAAUCGAAAAACUCCCAGAAGGGGCGGUCAUAGACUACACCACCCUCCCGACGCCGACCACAGACCACAUCCACCAUAUGCUGGACAAACUGGUGGUGGUGAAGCUGAAUGGUGGCCUGGGGACCUCCAUGGGAUGUAAGGGACCCAAGUCGGUCAUACAAGUGAGGAAUGAGCUCACGUUCUUGGACUUGACUGUGCAGCAGAUUGAGCAUCUAAACAAGACCUACAAAUGCAACGUGCCGCUAGUGCUAAUGAACUCUUUCAACACGGACGACGACACACAGAAAGUGAUCCGCAAGUACAAGGGCCUGAAGCUGGACAUCCACACCUUCAACCAGUCCUGCCACCCUCGCAUCAACCGCGAGUCCUUGUUGCCAGUCGCGAAAACUGGAGACGUGCACGCUGAUAUUGACGCCUGGUACCCGCCCGGGCACGGCGAUUUCUACGAGUCGUUCUACAACUCCGGCCUCCUCCAAAAGUUCAUCAAGGAAGGCCGCACCUACUGCUUCAUCAGCAACAUUGAUAACCUUGGAGCUACUGUUGACCUUAACAUCCUUAACCUACUCCUCAACCCAGAUCCUCAGAAGACCAUCUCAGAAUUCGUCAUGGAAGUCACUGACAAGACCAGGGCUGAUGUCAAAGGAGGAACCCUUAUUCAGUAUGAAGAUAAGCUGCGUCUUCUUGAAAUAGCUCAAGUCCCAAAAGAACACGUAGACGACUUCAAAUCGGUCAGCCAGUUCAAAUUCUUCAACACCAACAAUCUCUGGGCGAAGUUGGAUGCCAUCCAACGAGUAGUAGACCAGGGUUCCUUGAAUAUGGAGAUUAUUGUCAACAACAAGCAUUUGGGUGAUGGGAUCAACGUGAUCCAAUUAGAAACAGCUGUAGGUGCCGCUAUGAAGUGCUUCGAGGGAGGCAUUGGAGUCAAUGUGCCUAGGAGCAGAUUCUUACCAGUGAAAAAGACAUCAGAUCUCCUGCUGGUGAUGUCAAACUUAUACAGUUUGUCGCACGGAUCCUUGGUAAUGUCUCCACAAAGGAUGUUCCCUUCGACGCCGCUGGUGAAACUCGGCGACAACCAUUUCGCGAAAGUGAAAGAGUUCUUGAACAGAUUCGCGACUAUUCCGGAUUUGAUUGAGCUGGAUCAUUUGACCGUUUCGGGAGAUGUGACGUUCGGAAGAGGAGUUUCUUUGAAGGGCACCGUAAUAAUCAUAGCCAACCACGGAGAUCGAAUUGAUAUCCCUUCUGGCGCAGUUCUCGAGAACAAAAUAGUGUCCGGUAACCUACGCAUCCUGGACCACUGAUCCUACGAGGCAUACUUACACUUACUAUCACACGGUGAGCGUAGAUACUGUAGGUUUACUGCGAAAAUGUGUUGUGAGAAAAUCUUUUUGCACAU